AUGGCGCCUGGCUACGGCCAGGGUGGCAGAGGCGGCGGGGGCUUCAGAUGGGGCCAGGGUGGAUGGGGGCAGUACGGCGGCCACCCAGGAAAACGCAUCGGAGCACUGGCGGCGCGCAUGCUGGGUAACAACGUGGCUGACGCAUCAGGCACAGUCACGGGCGACGUCAACGCUACGGGCGUCGUGCUGCUCGCCGCCUACAACUACAGCGGCGACUACAACAUCCGCUACGGUGCUGCCCUCAAGCUCACCGACGCGGGCUUGCCCACAUCCAUUACCAUCAACGACAACGCCACGUCAGCAGUCGUCCUGGAUUUUGGCGCCAGUGCCACAUGGACCAAUCUCACGUGGUCUGGAAACUGCUCUGCACUGAACGCCAAUGGUACUCUGAAGCGCGGCGCCCGCCGCCAGCCGCCCUUCCCGAAGUUCUUUGGCUUCUUCCGCCCUCCCGUUCCCUCGGGAUUUGUUUAUGGGUUUGCUGGAAUGUGGUACAAUGCAAGCACUAUUACCACGGCGGCCGGGCCGACUUAUAAGGAUGUGAUGGAUCUGCUUCUGGCGAAUCCUGCUUCUUACUAUGCGGUUGCUUCCACUGAUGCUUAUCCCAAUGGUGCGGCUCUUGGGUCGUUUGCGGCCCGUAACUGUCCUGCUGAUACCGAAGCGCGUGCGUCGGCGGCAAUUUCGCCUCCUCCGUUCGCGGCUCAGCCCGCCUUGUCCUCUCCUUCUCUCCCAAUCUCUCUGCUAUCUCUUCUCCCGCUGCUUCCGCUUAUCCUCGCCGAUCGGGUGCUGGCGGAGCCCGUUCCGCUCUUCGAGAACGGCGCCGACGUGCUGACGGCUGCGGGCAGCGGCGAGCCCGUUACCAACAGCGUCAUUUCGCUACUCUUCGGCAUCGCUGUCGUCGGACUGGUCGUGCUGACUGGCGGGGUGGGGUACCUAGCAUACACGGACUGGCAGGACAAGAGGGAGAUAGAGAAGCUGGCGGCAGCAGAGCCGGUGAAGCGGCCGACAGCCACGUCUGAGAUCCGCGCCGCCAUGAAGUCGCCGCCCAGAGCCACACCCAAGGGGUUUGGGAAGAAGUCGGAGAAGGAGAUUGCGGAGGAGAGUGAUGCUUGA
This is a messenger RNA of Closterium sp. Naga37s-1, 1110 nucleotides long. The record is from the annotation of a GenBank genome assembly. Lineage: Eukaryota; Viridiplantae; Streptophyta; Zygnematophyceae; Desmidiales; Closteriaceae.